AUCUGUGGUGAAACUUAAAAGUCAAAGCAGACCAGUGGUAAAAGUGGUAAAAAAUUGGGUGAAUUUUUGUGAUGGCAUACAGUAUUGUUGAUUUUAUUUACGUUUUUCAGUGAAAACAUAGCGGAGCUUAUAAUUUUUAAUUACUUUUAAAUAACCAACAAAAUUGCUUCCACAAUGACAGUAACGCGGGUGGCGGAGUCCCGCACAGAAUUUAAACUUAAGAGCCUUCCGGAAGAUGCGAUUUCGAGUGUGAAAUUUGCCCCAAAAUCAAAUCAGUUUCUUCUAGUAUCAUCAUGGGACUGUUCUGUGAGGCUAUACGAUGUUUCAGCCAACAUCGAGAGACACAAAUACAGCCAUGAACUGCCGGUGCUUGAUGUUUGCUUUAGGGAUGCAGUCCACUCCUAUAGUGGUGGUUUAGACCAGACACUCAAAAUGUAUGACCUGAACGCAACAAACGAGACAAUACUAGGAGAACAUAAAGGUGCUAUCAGAUGUGUGGAGUUUGCUAGCGAAGUUAACGCAGUGCUGACGGGCAGCUGGGAUGGCACCGUCAAGAUGUGGGACAGCAGAGUGCCUAACUGUGUUGGAACUUAUAACCAGGGGAAUGAAAGAGUAUAUACAAUGAGUAUAGUUGGAGAAAAAUUUGUAGUAGGCACAUCUGGUCGCAAGAUCUUCGUGUGGGACGUCCGCAACAUGGGACAUGUAAAUCAGCGGAGAGAGUCCUCCCUAAAGUACCAGACUAGGUGCAUCCGAGUAUUUCCUAACAAACAAGGAUAUGUGCUAAGUUCGAUAGAGGGUAGAGUGGCUGUGGAAUAUCUAGAUAGCAAUCCAGAAGUUCAGAAAAAGAAAUAUGCCUUUAAGUGUCACAGGAUAAAAGAAGGUGGCUUAGAGAAGAUCUUCCCAGUGAACGCUAUAAGUUUCCACUCUGUGUACAAUACAUUUGCCACCGGCGGCUCAGAUGGGUAUGUCAACAUUUGGGAUGGGUUCAACAAGAAGAGGCUCUGUCAGUUCCACAGGUACAACACGGCGGUGUCGUCCCUCUGUUUCUCGCAUGAUGGCUCGGCGCUUGCUAUCGCGUGCUCGCAGCUCGACGACUCGCAGGUCGAGGAGCCCAAGCCUGAGGACAUCGUGUACAUCCGCUACGUCACCGACCAGGAGACCAAGCCCAAGUAGUGGCUACCUCCGCGACGUUCUGCACCCCUGGUAUAACUUUUGUACGCUCGCGAAUUAAACUACACUGGGAUCAACGAAUAGAGAUAAAUAAGAGAGAUAGAGAAAGAGAGAGUAAGUAAGUAAUGUUCUAAUGUCUACGUAUAAGAGAAGAACGCAAAGCACCUUGCGAGACGCUUUAUGGUGUAGUGUCACUUUAAAUAAAUUAAUCUAGAAAUGCAUUCCCGCGUACCGAAGACUACGAAUCAUUCAAGAAAAUCUAAAUAAAUGCAUUAUUGUGUGAUAUUAUUAUAAAUUACACAGUGCAUCUAUACUUCACAUUACAGAUCUUUUUUUUAUAUGGUAUUGAUAUCUUAAUUUCAUAUAGAUUUUUACACCGAUAUAAUAAACCGCGUCACAAUUUGUGGUUAAGACUGUCACUAUAGUGAUCACAGUCACUAGGUGAUAAUCAGGGUGUUUACUACUAUCGCUUAACGCAGUAUUAUUUUAACAGUGGAUGCUUUUGGUAAGACUAAUAAUACUUAUUCGAGGAACGUCAAGGUUUUUACAGAUGAAACUUGGUUUGAAAUAAUAAUGCAGUGGUAGUAAGACCCAUGUGCCCUGCUCUAAUACGUAGUUCAUUAUUACUCUAUGGAAAGAUUACGACGUCACGUUUGUUGAAAUUAACUUGAAAACCAGCUUCCAUAUUACCGUUAUUUAUUUAGGUUGAACCGUUUUCAUAAUUUUUACAUGUGUAAAUAGGCUCAGUGAAAAUUGGAAAAUAUGCUCAUUGAUUGCAAUAUCGAACACUAGCGGUCAUUCAACUCUGUCAAUAUUCUCAAAGCCAGCCUUCUUAAGUUCUAAACUGCUAUCAUUUAAUUAUGUUCACAAGUUUUACACUAACCGGUCUGAGGAAUUACCUAAACAAGUCCUAUUGAAACCUUUUACUAUACCAUGGGUUCUGAACGUCUUUCGUAUAUCCUGACAAUUGCGUUGCAUGGUUACGGCUCGUGAAGUAAUGUGCGACCAGCUUUAGAUUGAACUGUAAAGCCAUAGUGAAGUUUUUGUGGUGUGACUGGAAGAGUGCAGUGACUUUAGUUUUAAGUGACGCGUAUGUGAAAUUAAACAAUAAAUAAAUUAAGAUAAAUGACU
Molecule: messenger RNA, 2301 nt
Organism: Pararge aegeria (speckled wood butterfly)
Lineage: Eukaryota; Metazoa; Arthropoda; Insecta; Lepidoptera; Nymphalidae
Gene: Bub3
Product: mitotic checkpoint protein BUB3
Exons: 5
Coding region: 175-1173 (332 amino acids)
Biological process (GO): mitotic spindle assembly checkpoint signaling
Cellular component (GO): mitotic checkpoint complex; kinetochore; bub1-bub3 complex
Molecular function (GO): ubiquitin binding
Source: RefSeq, a predicted model, not a curated record